Messenger RNA from Chironomus riparius, 1870 nucleotides. The record is from the annotation of a GenBank genome assembly. NCBI's taxonomy places the organism in Eukaryota, Metazoa, Arthropoda, Insecta, Diptera, Chironomidae.
CAAUAGUUCACCUAAGUGCGCACCUAAACACCCCCAGUUCCCCAAAAAUCUUCCUAUGAACGAAAUCAGCAGCUACGAAAAAUAUUUCAAAAUGAAAAUUCUUUGGUAUCGUGAGUUUGAAGCUACUUUCGAGUAUGUUCAUAGCGCGGUGCCAUGUCUUGACUACUUGCCCAUGGAAAUUCUCAUCAAAAUUUUCUCACAUUUAAAUCCAUCGGACAUGCUAUGCAUUGGAUUGACUUGUAAGAGAUUCUUGGAUGCUCUUCAGUAUCAUGCAUUUUCAAAAUAUUGGAUAUUAAGUUUCUGUGAGCGGUAUACGUCCAACUUUGCAAUUCCUUACUAUUUAUUCACAUCUAAAUGUUGUCAACGGACAGUUCCAGCAGUUGCUAUGUAUUCAGCACAGCUUGAUGAGCCAACUGUUGAGGAUUUUUGGGAAUUUUAUGGCCACAAUUUACACGAAGUUCAAUUUUUGAGUGGACUUUUGAGGAAGGAAGAGUUCGCUAAUGUCAUGAAAUAUACAAAAAAUGUCAGAACCAUAAGAAUCGAAGCAAACAGCAUGUUCAAGAACUGGACGAUCCAAAAGUGUGGCUACGACCCACUUAGACGCAUUCUCUUGUAUCAUUGCCGACAUUUUGGACUAGCGAGAAACAGUUUUUUAUCACCAGACAUUUUUGAGUACCUGAUGAUGACCGUACCCAAUGUCACAUCUAUCGAUCUAUCGAAUUGUCUCUCAAUCAUGAAUCCACCUGAAAGAAAUCGAUUUCUUGAUCAUGUCCUCGCCUACAUCAACGAAAAUGCGGAACAAAUAAAGUCCUUGAAUUUCGCAAAUACGCCGACUGAUGAUUUGUUCCUCGACAGACUUGGUCGUAUUGACGAUUUGAAGCUCAAGGAACUUCACUUAACAUUCACGGGUUCGACGAAAAAUCCAGUUUUCGGAAUUCCAAUUUUAAUCGCGUCACAAAAUGAGUUGGAAAAGUUUGACUUGACUGCAUCGCCAUGUGCCAACGACUUAAUUGUGAGGAUGAUUUGUGGAUGCAUGAAGAAUAUGAAGGUGCUGUUGCUUAAGAAGUGCCAUAAUUUGACUGAUCAUGGUGUAAAGGAACUGUGUAAAUUGAAACAUUUAAAAUCUUUGGAAAUAUCUGACUGCGAUUACGUCACAGACGUUGGAAUCAUGGAAGGUGUGCUGUCUGGUGAUCCAAAAGAUAAAAUGGAGGAACUAAGGCUUAGUGUAAUGACAAAUUUGACUGAAAACAUCAUUUUUCGAAUGUCUUACUUCUUUCCAAACUUAAAAGUGCUAGACCUUGGAGGCGUAUCCAAUGCAGUCACUGACAUUUCAAUACAAAUGAUCUUUAGACACAUGAAAUAUUUGAGAUUCCUGAAUGUCGAGAGUUGCUGCAAAUUGACAGAUUUUGGAUUUACUGGACUUGAGUCGACUUACGCUAAGAGGAUGCAUUCAUUGAGGAAUUUGAAAGGUCUGCAGGUGCUAAGGGCUAAUGGACUUUAUAAAUUGACUGACUUUACACUUUCUGAUGCUUUUGUGCUGAAGGAAUUGAAGGAAUUGUACGUUGCGAGGUGUAAUUUUACAAUCAAAGGCAUCACAUCCCUAGCCGAGAACUGCCCAUCUCUAGAAGUCCUUGAUUUGAGCGAAUGUAAAGCAAUAGAUGAUGAAUGUGUUGAAAUAAUUACAAAGAAUCUGACAAGACUAAAAACUUUAAAAUUUAACAAUUGUGACAAAAUUACAGAGAAAAGUAUGGAAAUUAUUACAAAUAAUUGUGCGGAUUUAAGGAAUCUCUUUAUAAGGAACUGCAAGUUAGAUUUUGAUCCAUCGGACAAUCUUGCGUACAUGCGUGCACUAAGGAAGGUUGUGUCAUAA